AUGAAUGUCGCAUCCACAUUCACAAACCAAGAUUCAGCCAUUGACCAAUUUCUUCUCUUCAUCAAGGUCGUUGCACUCUUCAACGCAGACCAACAUGAGGAAGCGGUACCGCUUAUCAAAGUUCUGGUUACCGCUUGUCCAAAUGUUGAUUCUCUCGUGCAUCCUGUCAUGGAACCUGGGGUCAAAGCCUUCAACGGUGCACAUUACAAUGAAGCUGCUGACCUGCUUCGUCCUCAUCGCUCUCAUUCAUUACGAUCGCUGGGCCUCCUUUUCUCCCUGCAGGCUGCAGGAAGCGUCUCUUACUACGUCAUCGACAUCGCGAGUUUGACGCUUACAAUCAGUCGUUCGUUCCGGGUUGGAGCGAGCUCGCAACGACUCGGAAAAUCCGCCGAUUUCAUAGCAGACACGUUGGUCACCCUUUUCGCAGCAUCGGGCGCAUCCUGUCAAGCGCCUUCUUCUCGAUGUCGUUCACAACUAACCUGCAUUUCGUGGAAGGUUAUAUUAUGGGUGUACCUCCUUGUGCGUGAGGUCCUGACGACUGUGAAGGCCUUACUUCACCUGCUCCGAGUCGAACAUCCCGACGACACGGAUGAAAACGCCCCACUAUACCCGCUCUAUAUGACGGUGUUAUCUGAGUUGAUGCCGACAUCGUUCUCUUAUCGUCCCACCAGUUAUGUUCCGUCCGACAAGGUCCCAACUAUUCACGCUGUUGUAACGCAGCGAAAGUUACAACCUGCAGCUCUCGAUGACCACAUCGACCUUCUUAACCGUGCAUUGGAAAAAUUACAAGGUAUCCAAGCUAGAUUGAAGGAGAAACGGGCCAUCGUGCAAGAGUCGCUGGAAUUCCACGAAGCCCUGGCAUCUCCAGCAUGCUGUUCGCUACCAUCAGAGCCACUUGGAUAGAGAGUUCUUCGAUGUCUUCCCCAGACAAAUUACGUUGCACCUUCAUCGGAU
This is a messenger RNA of Suillus discolor, 954 nucleotides long. RefSeq lists its product as uncharacterized. NCBI's taxonomy places the organism in Eukaryota, Fungi, Basidiomycota, Agaricomycetes, Boletales, Suillaceae. The coding region runs from base 1 to 903 and encodes 300 amino acids. The record is from RefSeq and is a predicted model, not a curated record. The transcript is spliced from 5 exons.